UCAUUCUGAACCUCGAAUCCUCUCAGUGCAAAGUGCCAACAAGUCUUCUUCUUCUUCUUCUUCCUCAUCAAAAUCUCUUCUUUUCUUCCAGGCAAUGCUAAAUUAGGGUUUUGAUUUCUAGAUCUCUUCCGAAACUUAACAACAAUGGCGACUUCUUCUUCUUCUUCGUCGUCAUCUCUGCUUCUACCGAACAUCAAUUUCAACUCAAGACAAUAUACAGCAAUCACUCGUUCCGUUUCAAUCCCCGGAAUCUUCUUACCCAGAAACCGGUUAAGCUACAAUCACAACAGUCUUCAGCUUCGUACGAGAUUAAUCAGAGCUUCUAAAGACGAUACUGUCGCAGUUGAAGAUCGUCGUGAGAAUUCAGUGAUCAACGGAGAUUCUAACGGAAGCGCCCGUUUAAACGGUAACGGCUCAGCUAUAAAACCCGUCAACGGUGAUUAUAACGGGAGUGCUCGUUUAAACGGUAACGGUAAUGGUAGUUUGGUGAAGUAUGUGAACGGAAGUGCAACGGUGGAAACGGAGGAAGUCUCGAAGAAGAGAAAAGAGGAAGUGAGGAAGAAGAGAGUUGAAGAUAUUGGUCAAGAGGAUGCUUGGUUUAAGAAUAACCAACAAAAACAAGUUGAGGUUUCUGUAGCACCUGGUGGUCGAUGGAACAGGUUCAAGACUUACUCAACUAUACAAAGAACAUUGGAGAUUUGGGGAUUUGUUGUACAGUUUAUUUUCAGGACUUGGUUAAGCAAUCAGAAGUUCUCAUACAAAGGAGGAAUGACUGAGGAGAAGAAGGUUUUAAGAAGGAAGGUUUUGGCUAAGUGGUUGAAAGAAAGCAUUUUGAGAUUAGGUCCUACGUUUAUUAAAAUUGGGCAACAGUUUUCUACUAGAGUUGAUAUUCUUCCUCAAGAGUAUGUUGAUCAACUGUCAGAACUUCAGGAUCAAGUUCCUCCUUUCCCUUCUGCUACAGCUUUAUCCAUUGUUGAAGAGGAGCUUGGAGGUUCAGUUGAGGACAUUUUCGACCGUUUUGAUUAUGAACCUAUAGCUGCAGCUAGUCUUGGCCAAGUUCACCGUGCAAGACUUAAGGGUCAAGAAGUUGUCCUUAAAGUACAGAGACCCGGUCUGAAAGAUCUCUUUGAUAUUGACCUUAAGAAUUUGAGGGUGAUUGCUGAGUAUCUCCAAAAGGUGGACCCAAAAUCAGAUGGUGCUAAGAGAGAUUGGGUUGCAAUCUAUGAUGAAUGUGCCAGUGUAUUGUACCAGGAAAUUGAUUACACAAAAGAAGCAGAGAAUUCGGAGCUGUUUGCUAAUAACUUCAAAGACUUAGAGUAUGUAAAAGUUCCAUCAAUCUACUGGGAAUAUACUACACCUCAGGUCCUGACGAUGGAGUAUGUCCCUGGGAUUAAGAUUAACAAGAUACAAGCCUUAGAUCAGUUAGGUGUUGAUCGAAAAAGGCUAGGGAGAUAUGCAGUUGAAUCUUACUUGGAGCAAAUCUUAUCUCAUGGGUUCUUCCACGCCGACCCUCACCCUGGGAAUAUUGCGGUUGAUGAUGUCAAUGGUGGGCGGCUGAUAUUUUACGACUUCGGAAUGAUGGGAAGUAUUAGCCCAAAUAUUAGAGAAGGUUUAUUGGAGGCAUUCUAUGGUGUCUAUGAAAAAGACCCAGAUAAGGUCCUUGAAGCUAUGGUUCAAAUGGGUGUCCUUGUACCAACUGGAGAUUUGACGGCAGUUAGAAGAACAGCACUAUUUUUCCUCAACAGUUUCGAAGAGAGGCUUGCUGCACAAAGAAAGGAGAAAGAAGAAUUAGCAGCAGCAGAAGAGCUUGGGUUCAAGAAGCCACUAAGCAAGGAAGAAAAGCAAGAGAAAAAGAAGCAACGGUUAGCUGCAAUCGGAGAAGAUUUAUUAGCCAUUGCAGCUGAUCAACCUUUCCGGUUCCCAGCCACAUUCACAUUUGUUGUUAGAGCCUUUUCAGUAUUGGAUGGCAUUGGCAAAGGUCUUGACCCCCGAUUUGAUAUAACGGAGAUCGCAAAACCCUAUGCUUUAGAGUUGCUACGGUUUCGGGAAGCUGGUGUAGAAGUUGUAGUGAAGGAUCUGAGAAAGAGAUGGGACAGGCAAUCACAAGCAUUCUACAAUCUAUUUAGACAAGCUGAUAGAGUUGAAAAGCUAGCCGUAGUCAUUGAACGACUUGAGCAAGGUGAUUUGAAGCUUAGGGUCCGAGCGCUAGAGUCUGAGAGGGCAUUCCAACGUGUUGCAGCUGUUCAGAAAACAGUAGGAAGUGCUGUUGCUGCAGGAAGUUUAGUCAAUCUCGCAACAAUUUUGUAUCUGAAUUCCUUAAAAACACCUGCUACUCUAGCAUAUACGGUAUGUGCUUUCUUCAGUCUCCAAGUUCUAAUCGGAGUCAUAAAGGUUAAGAAGUUCGACCAACGCGAAAAACUGAUCACUGGAACAGCUUAAAAACUUUCUUGAAAUGUAGUAAAGCUUCUUCAGUCUCCAUAAACCCUUUUGUUGCACAGAAGCAAAAAGACUCUCUCAUAAGCUUGUCACAGGAGUUGUAACAAUUUCUCUGGUCUGCAAAUAAAAAUCUUAUAGAAGCGUAAGAGGCAAGAGAUGGUCAACUAGUCAAACGACCACUCUCUUAUCUCUUUCUUCUGGACGUUUUUGAUUAUAAUUUUUGGAGAGGAGGAGACUCUGGUAUUUAUCAACAGAGUGGUUUACUUGAGCCACAUGUAUUAUGUAUAGAGAAAUUUAGAAAUUAGGAACUUCUUUCGCAAAAAUAUACUUACUACCUCGUUUACUCAAUGUACUCAUUCAUAUCUCUCUGUUUCA
Messenger RNA from Capsella rubella, 2811 nucleotides. RefSeq names its product protein ACTIVITY OF BC1 COMPLEX KINASE 8, chloroplastic. The record is from RefSeq and is a predicted model, not a curated record. NCBI's taxonomy places the organism in Eukaryota, Viridiplantae, Streptophyta, Magnoliopsida, Brassicales, Brassicaceae. Gene Ontology annotation, biological process: regulation of response to reactive oxygen species. The transcript has 20 exons. The coding region runs from base 145 to 2439 and encodes 764 amino acids.